Molecule: messenger RNA, 4084 nt
Organism: Dreissena polymorpha
Lineage: Eukaryota; Metazoa; Mollusca; Bivalvia; Myida; Dreissenidae
Product: beta-hexosaminidase-like
Exons: 16
Coding region: 404-3271 (955 amino acids)
Biological process (GO): carbohydrate metabolic process; glycosaminoglycan metabolic process; ganglioside catabolic process
Cellular component (GO): membrane
Molecular function (GO): polysaccharide binding; beta-N-acetylhexosaminidase activity
Source: RefSeq, a predicted model, not a curated record
ACUGCUUGAUGACGAACUGUCACUUUCAACAAAGAUUGGCUUGAUUAUAUCAAGUAUUUGGAAUGUAUAGUGUAUGUGUACAGAAAACGCAUUCAACAAACACAGUAAAAUGUGGACAUGAUAUAAGACGCGUAAUUGAAAAAUGUGGUUUAUGCCAUAUGUCUUCAGUAUAGCCUCAAACCAGCCUGUGCCUUCACAAAGUCUGGACCUAAUUGUAUGAUGACAUGUGGAAAUAACAUGUCUCAAGCUGAUUUUCCAUGGACAAGUGCCUCCAUAAUAUUGCGUUCUCAUGAAGCUGCACAUUUUGAGUGGUGGAAGUUCAAGGUCAAGGUCAUCCUUCAAGGUCAAAGACUGUCUGCGAACAUGCAAGCAGUUUUGUCCAUAUUCUAAGAAACAGUGAAGCAUGCGGAUUCUUCAGAGAUACCGCAUGCAUGUCAUGUUCAGGAAAGGGCUACAUAGGAAGAUCGCUGUUGUCGUACUUGUAUCCUCGGUUAUGCUGCUACUCUUCAGCAGACAUAGAGCCAGCUACGAUACGGGAUCAAAGAGGCUGCUAUAUCACGUUCUGUUCGGAGAAACGUUGCUACCAGACCCCAAUCAAGGUCUUAUAGAUUAUUUCGGCGAAUAUGUCCAGCUUAACAUAUCAGUGGACAGUAACUUUGCCAGUGGUCAGCUGUUGGGCUGGGGUGGAUUCUUCACCAGCCGUCUGACGCUUUCCAAUACCGGGUCACGUGAUAUCCCACAGUCUCUAUGGCAACUAUACGGCUACUUUAUGCGGCAAGUAGAACACGAGGCAUUUCCAUAUAAAGACGGGUUUUAUAUAUGGAGCUGCGGUCUAAAGGUAUUUCACGUGGACGGUUAUUUGUACAAAUUCCAGCCGGUAAAAGAUUUGUUUCCCGGCAUUCCGUCGGGAACGCUUCUAGAGUGUCUGAUCAAAGUCAACGCUUUUCAGAUCGCGAAAACGGACUCUUUUCCGAGAUGGUAUGUUACCGGAAAAGACUUGUCACCGAGAAUCGUUGCCAAUACGGACGACGAGUCGCUGGCGUUCGUCAGUGAUUUAACGCGGGUGGAACAGUACAAAAGGAGACCGGAUGAUAAAAGUAGUCCGCUGACGCUCGCGGAGAGAUAUGACAUGUACAAUGUUCCUGUCGCAAAAUCCGCGGAUAUUAACGUGUUUCCUACGCCCUUUCAUGUAGAAGUACAAACAAACUUGAGAAUGGUGUUUAAAAGGGAUAAUAUGAAAAUCGUGAACGAAGCUGCGUUUGCUCAAGAGAUAAAACUGUUUGCAGAGCUUUCAGAGAUGCAAGUUGUUUACGCAAAACCAACGCGAAAUUACAUCAAGAUUACCAAAGGUCCAGUCGAUGUUAUCAAAGAGGUCAAAAAAACUACGCAUACCCUUGGUCACGUGGCCAAUGAAUCGUACAUUCUGGAAUCAAAACCGGAGGACAACUCUAUCCACAUAGUCACACCGACAUCUACCGGACUGUUCUAUGCAUUUCAAACACUAGAAUGCAUUUUAUUCGCCCCUGAAGCUGGCGCGGGGUUGACGGUUGAAGGAGCCUCGAUAUCGCUGCCAAAGUUUCGGGUCGUAGAUGCACCAAGAUUUUCAUAUCGCGGACUUCAUAUCGACGUUGCGCGCAACUUCGCGUCCCUGGACGAAGUGUUGAAGCUGGUGGACGUGAUGUCCGUGUAUAAGAUGAACAAGCUACAUCUGCACUUGUCGGACGACGAGGGUUGGCGCCUGGAGAUCCCAGGACUUCCGGAACUUACAGAGAUAGGCGGUAACAGGUGUCACGACCCGCCUGGGGAACGUUGUCUGCCUCCGCAACUUGGCUCAGGUCCAUUUAAUGACACUUCCGGGAGCGGAUUCUAUUCCGUUUCUGAUUACAGAGAACUCCUUACUUAUGCCUUGGAGAAGCACGUGCAGGUCAUUCCCGAGUUUGAUAUGCCGGGCCACAGUCGGGCGGCCAUUAAAGCGGUCCAUGCAAAGGCUUAUCAGCAGAAGCGACGACUCGAAAGGAACGAAGUAUAUACCAUCGUAGACGAAAAUGACAAAAAUAGCUUCAUGUCCGGACAACACUUUUCGGACAACGCCAUGAAUCCUUGUUUGGCGAGCACAUAUAAGUUCGUCGAGAAGAUUAUCGGCGCGGUUCAAGAGAUGCAUCGAGAUAUUCAGCCCCUCACGCUGUUCCACUUCGGCGGCGACGAGGUGGCCAAGGGGGCGUGGAAAGACUCUAAACCGUGUCGGAAUUUGUUCAACAGAGCAUCGUGGUUUUCAAGUGCCCCUACACAGUAUGAGUUGAUGCAACACUUCGUGACCCGCGUGGCGCGAAUAGGGGCCUCUCGUGGGGUCUCUCUAGGGGCAUGGGAGGAUGGGCUGAUAGAGCACACGGAGGAAAAGGGGCUGCCCUUCCCCCGCGAAACGUUCCAAAAUAGUGAAAUGUACUCAUACGUAUGGAAACAACCAAAGGAAGUGUCCACUCCACAUCGAGCUAAGCUGUUUGCCAAUGACGACUACAAGGUGGUGUUGUCCUACGGCUCGUACCUUUACUUCGACCACCCGUACGAACCCGACCCUCAAGAGCGGGGUCUGUACUGGGCAGCCAGGUCCGUGUCCACCAGAGACGCGUGGGACCUCACCGCGCAUGCGCUAGAUGCUGACGAUGACGAAGGUUGUCCGAAACGAGUCAAAAACAAGGACGCGUGUUAUAAGCUGUUGAAACCACAAAACGUUAUCGGAAUCCAGGCAGAGGUUUGGAGUGAGGUUAUACGAACGGACGGACACAUUGAAAGCAUGCUUUUCCCGCGCCUGCUUGCGGUGGCAGAACGCGCCUGGCACACAGCCAGCUGGGAGGAUGACGACACAACAAACGUCAUUAAAAAGGAACGCGAUUGGUCGAUAUUUGUGUCGAAAGUCGGGUUCGGUGAAUUGCACCGCUUGGAGGCUUUUGACAUCCAAUAUAGAGUGGGUCCGCCCGGGGCACGGUUGGUAAAUGGCCGACUCCUGGUCAAAACGGAAUUUCCAGGACAGGAAGUGGAGUAUUACUCAGAGCGCACGCGUGAAUGGUCACGUGUUGAACCAAACAUGCGCGUGACGCAACCCAUACGACUGCGGGCUAGCUCUGGCAGCGGCCGGCUUAAAAGCCGAGAGGUCAUUCUGGACCCUAAACAGACGUCAUCAUCCGUUGGCAUAGCAACGAAUUCCAUUGCUCACAUGAUCAUUCUCGUCGUUGUCGCCUACAAACACUUCGUACUAUUAAACGUCAUCGUUUGAAACUGCUGGCGACUUGUAUGUCAUUUCUCCGUUGUGCAAGUCACGUGCGUUAUAACGCUACCAUUAAAACUACAAAUGACUCAUCGGCUUUAUGCCGUCUGCAUAAAUGAUACACGUAGCGAAACUUCAGGGCGCCAAAUAAUCAGUUUCAUGAUAACGUAUAUUGUCGCGUGAACAAAUAACAUGCGUUCUUACAUUAUGAUUGUAAUGAACGGUUGAAAAAAAUUAGUGUCAUACAGUCAGAUGUUUUCACGCGGUUGAUGACGUCAAAUGGGUAUGUUAAGUUGUCUUUACGUGACAAAAUUAUAUGCUUUUAGGCUAUAUUGACCAAUAUGAACAUCUAAACUAGAUAAAACUCGGUUCAAUACAGAAAACCCUAUUCAAAACUGAAAACCGACUUAUGUAAUGCUUCGGAAUCAAGCAGUUCAUAUAUUUCUAAGAAGCUUUCUUCUUUCACUGGCCACGGGCUCGUAUCAAGAGUGCUUUAAACAUAUUUAUUUAUAUGAUGAUUCAUUAAUAAUAUUUUUGUAAUUGGUUUCAGUUUGGAACAUAUUAAACAAAUGUCUCCCCCCCCCCAAAAAAAAAAUAAAAAAAUAAAAUAAAAUAAAAAUAGAUAGACACUUAUUUGACUAUCUGGCACAAUAUUAGUAAUUUACCCUUUAUUGCAAUAUAAAGAAAGUCAGCGUAAUCAAGUCUAGUUGUGUUAUUACAAACUUUACAUGUGUCGAGAAAUCGGGUCAAGGUUUUGGCUUUAUGUCAUUUAACUAUGCUGCGUUGUUCACAAAAUGGUAUAUAAAACAGUGCUAAAAAUCC